This is a messenger RNA of Amyelois transitella, 4098 nucleotides long. Its product is annotated as cilia- and flagella-associated protein 61-like. The record is from RefSeq and is a predicted model, not a curated record. The transcript has 30 exons. NCBI's taxonomy places the organism in Eukaryota, Metazoa, Arthropoda, Insecta, Lepidoptera, Pyralidae. Bases 1 to 4098 code for a protein of 1365 amino acids.
AUGGCGGGUCGUUUCUAUCACCCCCCGGCCAUGGCGCGGCUCCGGUUUGCCAACGCGGAUGACGCCCAGGCCAUCAUGGCGCUCGUCAAUGACAGCAUGUCCAAGACCUUCCGCGUCACAACCGCUUCUGACAUCAUCUAUCUUUUAGACAACUGUGUGUUAUCAAUAUGUCAGUUGGACAUCCACGAUUCUAUUGUCGGCUUCAUGGCAGUCAAGGACUACCCACUGAUACCCUCGGUCCAUCCCAGCGCUUGGGAAGGAUACAUCUGGAGUAAAUACAAAUCCAUCGAGCUUAACUCAAGGAACACUCUAUGGAUCCACCUGUUGUGCUACAACCCAGCAUACGGCCGCGACGUGGUCGACAACAUUCUGAAGUCUGUCUUCAUGCACGACCCUUACGUUCAGUACAUAGCUAUGAUCAAAACUUUGAUUACUUGUCCGUUGUUAAUCCCUGGACAAUCAAGGUCUGAAGGUGCGUUCAGACGGGUGCAGGCGAUGGAGCGCGGCGUUCCCGGGGACCAGCUCCCAGGUCUCUGCAUAGCCGACAGGGUCGAAGUCAGCCCUAGGUUGAGGGUUAGACGAGCUGUCGAAGAAGACAAUGACGACAUAGUGCCUAUAAUCGAGCACCAGUCGCCUCGCCUGAGAGAGAUCUAUGGAGAGUUCUAUAUCAGCGAACUCAUAUCUAGGCAUCCAGAGUCUGAAAGAGUAUUGCUGGUUUGCGAGCACAAAGAGGUGGCCGUGGGCGUGAUGUGCAUCAACACUCAGAUAAAUUACGAGGCUCUGGAGGAGAACUUCGAGCUGUCUCCGUUUGGUGGUCUUCGUUACAUGGAAACGCAUACCUACGUCAAGUCCAAUCCAGAAACGGAUGAGUGCGUCAGUAUGUCCCCAAGCAUGACGAUGACCCCGGAUAUAUCUUCAGUCCACAAAUUUGAUUCAAGUCUAAAAAUGAAGGAUUUUUUAAAAGCCAGAGUAACAUGGAUACCGGAAGACGACAACAUGCCUGACAGUGCAGACUUGAACCUGAUUGCCGGCCACCGAACCACGCCCACGUACGCCGGCAGCCAGCUGGAGAUCCUCCACCUUCUGGAAGACGAGGAUGAGGAGUUGGAGUUCGAUAUUGUCAAUAUUGACCACGCUCUGCUGAGGGUGCCCGAAGUUCUUGGCUAUAAGAACAUUGAAGGACUGGCUGAUAGUAUUACAAAGCAAAUAGAGGAGACGAGCAAGAUAAAGAAAGAGGACGAAGAAAAAGCUGCUAAAAAUAAUAAAAAGAGGAAUCCCUCAGCGCCAAGUUUCUCCAGCAAUUCUACCAGCAAACCUCACGAGCCUAACCGCUACGCCGGGGCUCCCAACGCAUUUCUUCUGGAGCUUUUUGCUAUCCAUCCCGAUUAUGAUGAGAGAUACGGGUUCGACAUAUUAGAAGCUGCGUACGAGCUGUUUCCCAACAGGGACUACUGCAUACUCUGCCUGCCGUCCAAUCAUCCAUCUUUUCCCCUACUCGAUCACUUUACGUUGGUGACACCUUACGGGAACAGGCUCAGAUUUAUCAACGAGACCUUGUACGUGGCGCACGUCAACUCUGUCAGAGGCACCAUAGCGGUUCGUCCAGGUGAAGCCCAUGACCUGGAGAGAUUGAGCGAUAUCCUGGAACACGCGCCGAGGCCCCAGGCCCUGCUGGACCUGUUUGAGUCCACCCUCGACUCUAAGAUCCUGUCAUCAUUUAUGCUGCUGAGUGAGAAGCAACCAAUCGGAGUCAUUGUUAUUGGACCUAUAACAGACGGGGCCGCUGUUCGUAUGCAGUACGAUUUAGAAGCGGAACCACGUCGAGCAGGAACUGAUGCCACUGUGGUGGCUGGUGUGCUGUCCCCAGCGUUCGAGCCCCACGGCCGCUGGUUUAUGCGCGACAUCUUGCGGCAAUCGCCGUACACUACACUCUUCUGGUUGUGCCGACUCUUCGCCAGGGGUGAUGUGGGCCCGAGCCGCAAUCUGACUUCCAUGGCGACACACAUGACCCCAGUGCACCCUCGACGCACGGUGCCCAAUAUCACAGGGAAUAAGGACUUGGAUAAGUUGACACAGGAUUUGGCUGUCCCCUUCGCGUUAUGGGUCCUGGAACGGCCGCUGACCUCGGUACCAAAAGUGUUUGUCAACAACAGCAUCGUAGUGGUGGGAGCCAGUCGGACGGGACUGGCUUUCCUGGAAACACUUAUCAUGGGUUCCACAGCACCAUACCUGACCUUCACCAACGUGACCCUGGUGACGGAGCACGGUCUACCCACGGUCGCCGAGUGCCUCAAGGCGGCGGACACCUGCGUGCCCAAGUUGGGACGGUACACCGACCGGUACCUCAAGACCGUGCCGUUCUACUUCUACGUGGACGUCAUGACCGCUGUCAUGGUUAAUAUUGACAGACAAAAGAAAUGCAUUCAUCUGAAAGGCGGCGGGGUCAAGUACUACGACGACUUAGUGCUUACAUGCGGCCAGCAGUUCCAGCAUCCAGACUAUUUGAGCGAAUCUCUUGAACUGGUGAAAGAAAUCGAAAAAGGGAGACCGUGCGAGCGUAUGCUGAUGGAUAAUCCAAAGUACCAACCAGAGCGAGUGCCACCUCCCCCCGACAUGCCGGACAAUCUGUUCCUGGUCAAUUCACUGUUCGAAGCCAAUUUCAACCUGAGGAAGCUCGUUAAGAUGAUAUCUGAAGCGAAAGACACACCGCGCUGCCUCAGCGAAGACAACCAUGUGAUAGUGUACGGAGACUGUAUAGAAGUGUACUCGUGCAUGGCCGCUCUCCUGGAGCUCGGUAUUCAGGCCAGCAUGAUCACGUUCGUGGAGCCGUUCCCGCCCGAGGACAGCAACGCUAUGCGGGUCAACUGCUUCAAUGAUGAAAUCGUGGACGGAAGAGUUCAGGCGAGCAUCAAAAAGUUGGGAAUCCGCGAGCUUCGUCGCUGCACCCUCCACGGCUGGAAUGUGCACCACAACAAUAUCAUCUCCGUCGACCUGAUGGCCCCGCUGCAUGCAAUCUUCCUGCCUUGCUUCGCUUUAUUCUACUACGGAUUGAAAGCAAUUGAUCUGUACGCUUUCAAAGCUAUAAACGAGAGUGGGUUAGUUUACGACGGCGGCGUCGUGGUGAGUCCCCAAUUCGAAACCAACGACCCUCACAUCUACGCGGCGGGGACUUGCGUCCGCUAUUCUAGAAAAUUGUACGCUAAGAGGAUGAAUCACCGCUAUUAUUCUUCAGAGGACGUCGGGGAAGCGCUCGCAAGACAAUUUCUAAGAAAAGUGGAUCCGUUCGUAAUGGCCGACCCCCGCCCGGAUCCGACUGACACAUUGCACCCAUGCAGCUCAAGUGUUCUCGGAUGGCAACCAGUGUUGAAAUUCGAAUCGCCGUUGAUGGUGGCGGCCACCGUGCCCGGGCCGAUGUACUACGUGAAGCUGAGGAAACCAGGGCCAGAAAUACCCAUGGAAGUGCAGCUGUCACUUCCUCAUCAGGGCCACACCCUGUUGACAGACAAACGAAAUAACUACUUCCGCGUGCAAGUGAACGUUUUGCAUUGCGUGGAUGCUGUCACCUGCCUGGCGAGGAAGUAUUUCUCCACGGAGAUCCUGUCGCAACUCUAUGGGAAACACGAGGCUCUGUUCAACAAGCUUUUGGCUCGAUUCAAUUUGGGACUGAUUGAGGAUUUUUACGAGUUCUUCACUCAGCCCUGGAUGUCCCUUCUCUAUCAAGAAACCUUCGAUAAAUUGAUGACUGAUAUAGCCGAACAAGAUAUUGGAAAGACUUGCGAAUUUAUAUCUAAGGAACCACAGAGCGAUGACAAUGCGGACGACUCCGACAUGCCUUCGGGGACUUUGAUAGAAGUGUUGCGUGGACUCAAUGAGAGGAAAGAAAUCGGCACUUUCCGUUCUGUUCUUGAUAAUUUCAUUGGAAAAACCAGUAUAUCGCAAUUAGAAUGCGGGCAAAGCGCACAAAUCCGCGGAGAGGCGAACGCGUUCUGGCGUGCUGUGGGCGGCGAUCGCAUCGUGGUGGCGCACGUCGCCCGGUUCCUCAACAAGAACUCCGUCACCAACCCGCAUUUCGCCGCCCCCAAGCCGGGGUUCUAUUGA